CGAGUCAGCGCGCGGUUCUACAUCGAGUUCAACUUUCCGGACUUCGCGUGCGAGGACAGCGCGGCCCCGGCGACGGCGUCGGCGGUUUCCCCGCCGCGUCGCACAAGGAUAAGUGCGUGCAAAACAACCUGCGGUUCGUUCGCGACGCCGACGUCGUCCUCAACAACGCCGACUCCCCGAAGUGGGUGGUGCGCCUGACCGAGACGAAGAAGCGCGUCAACGGGCAGUUCGUGAAGUGGCGCGACUACCCGAACGCGCAGCGCUCCGGCGCGGUGUGGUGGCACAGAAAAGUCCACAUCUGGGACGGCUUCGAGACGAAUUUCGUCUUUCAAAUUACGGACCCGUCGCAGUGCGGCGGCGAGGACAAGAUCUGCGACGGCGGCGACGGCUUCGCGUUCGUCAUCACGAACGACGAUCGCCAAGAAGACGCGGACUACAACUCCAACUCACCGACGGCUUGAUCGGCUGCCCCGCGGACGGCUUGGGCUACGCCAACUCGAAGAAGUCUAACACCGUGGAUUACUUCGGCGAGUGGGUAGAGUGCACGAACGGCCUGCGCAAAGCCCUCGCGGUCGAGUUCGACACCUUCUACAACGUCGAGCGAAGAGACCCGAAGCAAGGGAAGCAGCACUGGUGGAUCAACGCGACGGAGUACGUGUCGUACAACGACAAUCACCUCGGCGUCUUCAUGACGACGGAGCCCAAGUACGCGCAUCAGCCGUGGGGCGCCGCGCAGCCCGAGCUCAAGGCGCUGCACAGCGACGACGAGAACGGCGCGCACUUCGGGAGCACGCCGUCCGUGCCGACGAUGGCGGACUUCCAAGAGCACACGGUGAAGAUUCGAUACACCAGAGGGUUCACCACGGAGAAGCAGGGCUCGGGGAAGAUCUCCACGACGGACAUCGUCACGGACGACAAAGACCGACGCCGCCUGAAGGGCAACCAGCUCACGAAGUUCAAGACGGAGCUCAGGACCGGGUUUGAGUUUGGCUACGCCUCGAGGGUCAAGGCGAACGUCAAGGUGAAGCUGAACCGCGACAUCACGUGCGAGGACCCGGAGAGUCGCCGCCCGUGGCGACGACCGGUUUCGGCGACGACGGCGAGGCUUCUCGAGUCAUCAAGAUCAUCGACGACGACGAGGCGAACCUCGAGGACACGUCCACCUCGGACGCGACGAACGAGGAGAAGGAGGUGCGCAUCACGUACAUGAACGCGUUCAACCCGAAGCAAGACUACGACGCGGAUUACAACAUCAUCAAAGAGUUCCCGGGAGAGGUUCA
Micromonas pusilla CCMP1545 is the source of this 1280-nucleotide messenger RNA. RefSeq lists its product as uncharacterized. The record is from RefSeq and is a predicted model, not a curated record. The transcript has 6 exons. The coding region runs from base 689 to 1210 and encodes 173 amino acids. NCBI's taxonomy places the organism in Eukaryota, Viridiplantae, Chlorophyta, Mamiellophyceae, Mamiellales, Mamiellaceae.